Messenger RNA from Aureobasidium musti, 591 nucleotides. NCBI's taxonomy places the organism in Eukaryota, Fungi, Ascomycota, Dothideomycetes, Dothideales, Saccotheciaceae. The record is from the annotation of a GenBank genome assembly.
AUGGAGCAACUUGGACUACCAAUCUACGAAUACGCAGAAGCUAUCGCGGACACACUUGCAACAUUACACUGGGAUGCAGAAGUCGAUGCGAAUGAUGUCGAGUUUGUACUUGGUUCACGCCGGCAAUUGGAAAUCUCAUCCAUGCGACAAAUGUCCUCAUCUGAUAUUGCGUUUAUGCUAUACAACUAUCCAACGCGUCGUACAGACGAUGCAGCAAGACUGGAACCUAGCACGAAACUUCAUGCAUCCGCACCUCAAGACCUACAAGUCUGGGUGCUCGAUUUUGAUUGCUGCGAUGCCAUUACGAUGGAUAUUGAGGGUGUUGAAAAGGCAGCACUGUCGGCGCAUAUAAACGACCCAUAUCACCCAAAGCCUUGCACAGCUGGUUCCAAGGACUUUGAGCUAUGGGAAACCUUCAGAAAGAGGUACGUCGCUACCGGUGUCGACAUCAUCAAUAGGAAGGGGCUAGACGAGAAGUUACCUGAACUAUUCAUCGAGAGGUUAGUCGGUUUACAAGAGGAGCCACGGUCUGAACAUCGACAAUUCGAGAGGGGUCCUUACUGCGCUCGCCAUAGUAACGAGACUUGUUGA